AUGUGGAAGAAACUAGGGCUGCCGAGGCCCAUCCCCUCCGACAGUGAUGACGAAGCGCGGGACACCCCUCCACCAGCCACCACCAGCACUGAAACACCACCGGCCACUGGAACAGAGACAGGACGCACCGACUCACCGGCCGUCCAGACAUAUCACCGGCAAAGGAAACGGCCAAGAACGCCGACACCACCUCCACCGCCGAUAUCAGAGCCAGAACCAGAAACCACCAUUGCUACACAUCCCGCAAGACAUGAGGAAGGUGAUGCACCCACUGAAGUGCCCAGCAAUUUGCCCACUGACGCGCCCACUAGUACGCCCAGUGAUUUCACCAGCAAUUUGCUAAGCGCUAUGCCUAGUGAUAUGCCCACUGAUGCGCCCAGCAAUGUGCCAAACGCUAUGCCUAGCGGUGUGCCCACUGAUGUGCCCACUGAUGCGCCCACAGACUUACCAAGCGACACACUCAGUGAUAUGCCCAGCAAUUUGCCCAGCGAUUUGCCCAGGCCAGCGUACCCUGAUCACAUCGUCAAAUCACUGACAUUCAACAAAAUUUCUUAG
Manihot esculenta (cassava) is the source of this 555-nucleotide messenger RNA. RefSeq names its product cell surface glycoprotein 1-like. The record is from RefSeq and is a predicted model, not a curated record. The transcript has a single exon. Lineage: Eukaryota; Viridiplantae; Streptophyta; Magnoliopsida; Malpighiales; Euphorbiaceae. Bases 1 to 555 code for a protein of 184 amino acids.